CGAGGGCCAUAACACUGUCGGAAGAAGUAGAAAGUUCAAAGGAGGCGGUGUAGUACGAGGAUGUAUGUGCAAAGAAGCACUCAACGUCGGAUCUCCACCACCACCACCACCACCACCUCCUCCUCGUCUCUCAUCCUUCUCGAGACCUUCAUUUCACAUAUCUCUCGAUCUUCCUAUUUAAGCCUAUCGCUUCUCUUCUUUUUCCAUCACUCGCUUCUGUCACUCCGUCGAAUAUGAUAAAGCCGAAUUCACAGUCUCCGUUUUCGAUCCUUAAUAUAGUGAUGCGAAUUCUCUCUUAGGAUUAUUAGCUUCUCAUGGCGACAAGAAAUCGAACUCUUCUGUUUAAAAAGCAUAGAGAUGCCCUGAAGAGCGUCCGUGCUUCUUCGAUCUCUUCUUCUUCUUCUUCGGGUGGUCCUGUGAUUGAAUUAGUCAGCACCUCGCUUCUGCAUCCUAAUCGGUCUUAUACUCCACUCAGUACCGAGGAUCCAGGAAGUUCCAGUAGGGAUGCACUUACAAUUGGUCUACCUCCAGCUUGGGUGGAUGUUUCUGAAGAAAUAACUGCAAAUAUGCAAUGUGCAAGGACAAAAAUGGCCGAGUUAUUCAAGGCCCAUGCAAAAGCUUUAAUGCCAUCCUUUGGAGAUGGAAAAGAAGAUCAACAAAUGAUUGAAGUUCUUACACAAGAGAUAACAGAUUUAUUGAAGCGGUCUGAGAAGAGAUUGCUUAAACUUUCUGCAAGUGGUCCUUCUGAGGAUUCAAAUGUUAGAAAAAAUGUACAGCGUUUUCUUGCAACUGACCUCCAGAACCUCUCAGUGGAGCUUCGGAAGAAACAAUCAGCUUAUUUGAAACACCUUCGGCAGCAAAAAGAGGGUCAAAAUGGGGUUGAUUUGGAGAUGAAUUUGAAUGAUAAGUCUAAAGUAGAGGAUGAUGACUUUAUUGAUAUGGGUUUUAAUGAUUACCAAAUGGCCAAGCUAAAAAAGAGAGAGGCAUUCACACUGGAAAGGGAGAGAGAGAUCAGACAGGUUGUGGAAUCAGUGAAUGAGCUUGCUCAAAUUAUGAAGGAUCUCUCAGUCCUUGUGAUAGACCAGGGUACCAUUGUUGACCGGAUAGACUAUAACAUUCAGAAUGUUGCAGCUACAGUUGAAGAGGGGUAUAAACAACUUCAGAAGGCAGAGAGAACACAGAGAAAAGGAGGAAUGGUGAUGUGUGCCACGGUGCUUGUAAUUAUGUGCUUCAUCAUGCUUGUCCUCUUGAUUCUCAAGGAGAUAUUUUUGUGAUCAGUGGAUAUGCUACUCUUGAAUCGAAUAUUUUUCUUGGCAUCAUCGCCUGCAACUUUACACAGAUGCAUAAAUGUUGCGAGACUUGAUAUGUUGGAGUGCGAGAGAGUUGUGAAGGAGAUGACAGCCGUGGGAACAAUGUGUGAAGCGUGCAUUUUAUAUGCCCCAUUAGUUAGGUUGUUAAUUAAAUCAAGGGAUGGGCUUUUUCGAUUUAAAUUUCCUAGGGUUUUGGAGAUUUACUUACCCAGCUCUCAUAUGCCAGGAAGAUGAGAUUCUUUAUGUUUGUAUUAAUUCUUUCAUGCCAAUUCUUUUAAUAAAACGAGUGCACCCCACAUCGAAACCCAGUGUAUGGAGUAUCGACCAAGGAACAGCAGUAUAUAUAGAUAUAUUUUGUGAAA
Molecule: messenger RNA, 1672 nt
Organism: Nelumbo nucifera (sacred lotus)
Lineage: Eukaryota; Viridiplantae; Streptophyta; Magnoliopsida; Proteales; Nelumbonaceae
Product: syntaxin-43-like
Biological process (GO): intracellular protein transport; vesicle-mediated transport; vesicle fusion
Cellular component (GO): membrane; endomembrane system; SNARE complex
Molecular function (GO): SNAP receptor activity; SNARE binding
Source: RefSeq, a predicted model, not a curated record